CGCGGAGGAAGGAGGAAACACAUGCUGGCGCGCCGAUGUUGUUGUCGUGCUAUGUAGACAGCAAGCUGCGGGUUUUUUCACAGCUCGUUUGUGUACGAACCGGAGAAUGGCAGCUACGGUGGCGACACCUGUCACCCCGACGGAGUUCGAGUCCGACCGGUGUGUGAGUGAGGAGGAGGGCCGGGGGAACGAGGCGGAGGAGGAGGGCGGACAGCUGACCGGGCCCGUCCCCGCGGUGGCACACAGCCGUCUGUCCAAACUCCCGCUAGCUCGCAUCAAGGCGCUCAUGAAAACCGACCCAGACGUGUCUCUGGCCAGCCAGGAGUCUGUUUUUAUCAUCGCUAAAGCCACGGAGCUGUUUGUUGAGAUGAUCGCCAAAGACGCCCUGGUGUAUGCCCAGCAAGGAAAGAGGAAAACUUUGCAAAGGAAAGACUUGGACAACGCUAUAGAGGCCAUAGACGAGUUUGCUUUUCUUGAAGGUACACUGGAUUAAAUACCCCUUCAGGAGUGGAGGAACAUUGAAUAUUUCCAACCAUCUGAGAAAUUUUCCGUAACAAGGACAUGUUUAUCAUGGAAAAUUUUCUGGUACUUUUGUAAAUCAGAUUUUCAAAUUGGACAUUUGUAAAUGCUUCUUUUCUACAACGUGCCAUCAAGAUUUUUCAUAUUUAACUGUGGUGGUUAGUGUUGUUCUAUGCAGUCCUUUUUUUUUUCUUUUUUUUUUGUAAAUACUUGUCAACUCUACUUGAUGUUGAAAUAAAUUUUAAUUUGAAACUCA
Myripristis murdjan (pinecone soldierfish) is the source of this 775-nucleotide messenger RNA. It is a transcript of the gene pole4, whose product is annotated as polymerase (DNA-directed), epsilon 4, accessory subunit. Gene Ontology annotation, cellular component: nucleus; epsilon DNA polymerase complex. The coding region runs from base 107 to 493 and encodes 128 amino acids. The record is from RefSeq and is a predicted model, not a curated record. Lineage: Eukaryota; Metazoa; Chordata; Actinopteri; Holocentriformes; Holocentridae. The transcript is spliced from 4 exons. Gene Ontology annotation, biological process: DNA-templated DNA replication. Gene Ontology annotation, molecular function: protein heterodimerization activity.